AUGGUUGUUUGGUGGAUAAUCUCCAGUUUCUGUUACAUUCAGGAAACAGUGCGUGGAUCGGUCGACUCUUGUGACGUGGGUUUUGUCGUGGGUGAAAAUAUGCACUCAUGCAAAACAAUCCUGGAUAUGAAUCAAACUACUUCACGAAUUUUUUUGUCGCUAUUUCUAAUGAUAUGUUCGCUCUCAGUAACAAGAUGUCUUGUCAUUCCAUUGAAUGGAGCUAACAUUGAAUCAGUACUUCAUGAUUAUGAAGUAGUGUUUGUGAAUUUUUAUGCUGAUUGGUGUCGAUUCUCUCAACAUUUGAUGCCAAUAUUUGAAGAAGCCAGUAAGCGAUUCACGGAUCGAGGAAAUACAGUCGCGUGGGCUACAGUAGAUUGUGACAGAGAAGCUGAUAUUGCUCAAAAAUAUCACGUAAGCAAAUAUCCAACACUAAAACUGUUUCGAGGUGGUGAACUUGUUAAGAAAGAAUACAGGGGACAACGAUCUGUUGAUGCUUUAGCAGUCUUUAUUGACAAACAGUUGGUAUCAGGCAUGCAGAAUUUUUCAUCAAAUGCUGAACUAAAUAAUCAGAUUAAUCCGAAGAAACUUAACAUCGUAGCUUAUUUUGAUCAGCCAUCUGGCCCAGAAUUUGACAAUUAUCGCAAAGUUGCAUCCCUACUUCGAGAUGAUUGUGUAUUUUGGUUCGGUAUUGGCGAAGCCUUCCGACCUGAGCUAGCGAAGGGCAACAGACUUGAAUUUAGGCCUUUAAAUAGCAACGAAAGAAUUGAAUAUACUGGGGGACUUGCAAAUCUUGAGACUUUAAAGCAAUGGAUAAUGGAUAAAUGUGUGCCGCUUGUUCGCGAAAUAACUUUCGAAAACGCUGAAGAAUUGACAGAAGAAGGCCUUCCGUUCCUUAUUCUGUUUCGUCAUCCAGAUGAUGUACAAAUUGAUAAAAUUUUCACGGAACAAGUUGCUCGUGAACUUUUUGACCAAAAAUCUAGUAUUAAUUGUUUAUAUGCCGAUGGUAAGAAAUUUGUACAUCCUCUGCAGCAUCUUGGUAAAACAAUGGAAGACUUGCCUGUGCUUGCAAUAGAUUCCUUCCGUCAUAUGUAUCUUUUCCCGGAUAUGAAAUCACUAACCGUGCCUGGAAAAUUGCGCCAAUUUGUUCUGGAUUUACAUUCGGGAAAAUUGCAUCGAGAAUUUCAUCACAGUCCUGAUCCAACGCAAUCUUCUGUCUUACCAGCAUCGUCUGAAACUACAUUUGAAAAAGAAACGAAAGGAACAGACAAAUCGCAACCACCAACGAGCAUAUUCAAGCAGUUGAAACCAUCGGAAACGCGUUAUUCGUUGUUGUACAAGGAUGAAUUAUGA
Molecule: messenger RNA, 1350 nt
Organism: Brugia malayi
Lineage: Eukaryota; Metazoa; Nematoda; Chromadorea; Rhabditida; Onchocercidae
Gene: Bma-erp-44.1
Product: Thioredoxin family protein
Exons: 13
Coding region: 1-1350 (449 amino acids)
Source: RefSeq, a predicted model, not a curated record